AAAUCUAAACUGAGCAAUAAACGUGUUUGCCGGAUAUUUAUAGGAAAGUAUGUUACCUAGCCAAACCCCAUUGCUUUAUGUAUAGCUAAUAUCUAAUAAAUAUAUGGUGAAUGGAUAGAAAGAUAAGGGGGGUCCACGUAUCACGGAACCCCAACUAUUUGCGCAUGCGUGGUGGACGUCAAGACUUCAAUAACACUUCCAUAAAACGAUAUACUUGUCCAACUAUUAUCUCUUAGUUUACUGCUUUAGCGGUCUUUGGUGUAACUUGCAGACAGAGAGAAGCCAAAGGCACAAUGGCACUUGAACUCAGGAAGGAGGAAACUCUCGAAAAGAGGAAGAGAUUAAUCGGGCAGUCGUGCAGGCUCUUUUAUUCAGACGACCCUGUGAAAAUUGUCAGAGCCAGAGGACAGUAUCUUUUCGAUGAGAAUGGCAAGCGCUAUCUGGACUGCAUCAGCAACGUUCAUCACGUGGGCCACUGUCACCCCAGCAUCACUAAGGCCGCAGCUGCACAAAUGGACCUCCUGAACACAAACUCAAGAUUCCUGCAUGACAACAUCGUCCUGUAUGCAGAGCGCCUGGCUGCCACCCUGCCCGAGAGACUGUGUGUCUUCUACUUUGUCAACUCUGGCUCAGAGGCCAAUGAUCUCGCCCUGCGCUUGGCACAGCAGUACACCCAGCAUGAGGACGUCAUUGUGCUUGACCAUGCAUACCACGGGCAUCUCAAGUCCCUCAUCGACAUCAGUCCUUACAAGUUCCGGAAACUGACUGGACAGAAAGAAUGGGUUCACGUGGCCCCCUUACCAGACACCUACAGGGGCGUGUACAGAGAGGAUCACCCCGACCCGGGCCAGGCGUAUGCGGAUACAGUGAAAGACCUAAUAGAGGAGGUGCACAGAAAGGGUCGUAAGAUCUCCGCCUUCUUCGCUGAAUCAUUGCCAAGCGUGGGAGGGCAAAUCAUCUUGCCCCAUGGGUACUCAACUAAGGUUGCGGAGUACGUGCGCUCAGCUGGUGGAGUGUUUGUGGCAGACGAGGUGCAGACAGGCUUUGGAAGACUGGGGAGUCACUUCUGGGGUUUCCAGCAGCAAGGGGAGAGUUUCUGUCCCGACAUAGUGACCAUGGGCAAACCAAUGGGCAAUGGGCACCCCCUGGCAUGCGUGGCAACCACUGAAAAGAUAGCUGGAGCUUUUACAGCCAACGGAGUGGAGUACUUCAAUACGUUCGGAGGGAACCCGGUGUCCUGUGCAAUUGGCCUGGCAGUCCUCGACGUGAUAGAGAAAGAGGACCUUAGAGGAAACGCCACACGGGUGGGAGCACACCUUAAAGAUCUGCUCACAAAGCUACAAACACGACAUCAAAUCAUUGGUGAUGUCAGAGGUGCGGGACUGUUUGCAGGGAUCGAGCUGGUUAAAGAUAGGGAGAAGAGGACUCCUGCCACAGAAACAGCAGCAUUGCUGGUGAAGAGGUUGAAGGAGGAGGAUAAAAUCUGUGUAAGUACAGAUGGCCCCUGGGAAAGUGUUGUGAAGUUUAAACCUCCCAUGUGCUUCAGUAUGGAGGACGCAGAUCUGGUGGUACAAUGCAUCGACCGCAUCCUCACAGACAUGGAAACCAGUGACCUUAAACCGGAAAAGGAAGACAUCUAAGGAAGGGGGAGUGAGGAGAUGCAAGAGGUCAUCUUCCUGAUUAUACUAAGCCAAAUUGGAGUUUACAUGUUUAAAGUCAUGCAAGCACAUGAUGACCAGCCGGGCGAUGACCAAUAUAAGAUGAUGCCAAUAUGACACUAAACUUAUAUAUUUUUAAAAAAAUAAAACUGAACUUUUUAAGGCCUUGACUCUUGCGUUCUUUUUACCCACAGUAGUGAUAUAUAAUUUGUCCCAACUUACAACACUGAUCAGCAACAUGUUCUUAAUACACAGUAUGGUUGAGUCAAGCACUUACCAGACCACUAUCUUUAACUCCUGGACACAUUUCACAAAAUUGCUCAAGUAUCGCAGUUUCACAUCUAGUGGGGUGGGUAUUAACACUGAGCCAGCAGUUAUCCUGCAGAUACUGUAGCACUCUCCCACGGCUUCCCAGAGAGGCAUCCGUAGAGAUGUUAACAUUACUCAAGACAAAACAAGCAAGCCAUUUAGCAGUACAAAACAUUUAACAUUAACUUUACAAAUAAUAACAAAAAGAUCCAUGUGUAAUAUAAACCAAAAGUUUAUUUCUACCAAUUUGCCCAAGACACUAGAGGAAUGAGUUUCCAGUGAGAGAGGGAGUACCCUCGUACAUUAACAGGCUUGCGUUCAGUUGAGUUACACUAGUAAAGCCACUUAAAAUUGCAAACAUGAUGGGGGAAGAAUCUCCUUAAAAGCCAAAAGAAAAAAAAAAAA
This is a messenger RNA of Acanthopagrus latus (yellowfin seabream), 2372 nucleotides long. RefSeq names its product 5-phosphohydroxy-L-lysine phospho-lyase (gene phykpl). NCBI's taxonomy places the organism in Eukaryota, Metazoa, Chordata, Actinopteri, Spariformes, Sparidae. Gene Ontology annotation, cellular component: mitochondrion. Gene Ontology annotation, molecular function: transaminase activity; pyridoxal phosphate binding. Bases 294 to 1640 code for a protein of 448 amino acids. The record is from RefSeq and is a predicted model, not a curated record. The transcript has 13 exons.